AUGUGGCAUGGGAUUGGGGUUAUUUUAAUAUCUACCAAAAAACAGUUCAUGCCUAUCACAACAGGCUUGUAUUUUGAUUGUACCAAUAAUAUGGCAGAAUAUGAAGCUUGUGCCAUGGGAAUUUUGGUGGCUUUGGAAUCAAAAGUGAGAGUUCAGGAAGUAUAUGGAGAUUCAGCCCUAGUCAUUAAUCAUCUUAACCAAGAAUGGGAAACUCAAGAUAAGAAGUUAAUACCUUAUUUUACCUACAUAAAAGAAUUGUCUUUACAAUUUGACAAAAUCACUUUUCACCAUGUCCCUUGUGAAAACAAUCAAUUGGCUGGUGUUUUGGCUACUUUAUCCUCGAUGUUUCAAAUAAUUCGAAAUGAUGAAAUCCCACCCAUUAAAAUGGAGAGUCGAGAUCAUCCUACCUACUGCCACAUAGUGGAAGAAGAAACUGAUGAGAAACUGUGGUAUUAUGACAUCAAACAUUAUCUUAUAAAUAGAGAAUAUCUUCCCAGAAUAUCAUGA
Molecule: messenger RNA, 507 nt
Organism: Cicer arietinum (chickpea)
Lineage: Eukaryota; Viridiplantae; Streptophyta; Magnoliopsida; Fabales; Fabaceae
Molecular function (GO): RNA-DNA hybrid ribonuclease activity; nucleic acid binding
Source: RefSeq, a predicted model, not a curated record